UAAAAUAUCUAAUAUUUAUUAAAUGUGUAGUUUUAAAAAAAGUUUUUUUUCUUAAGAAGUCAUACCAAUAGUAAGUAAUUCAGAUUAUAAUAAUGAUUUUUCAUCAAUUUUGCGCGCUGAUAAUAUUCUUUGGGGUAUUUGUUAAUAUCCAAUUUAUCACAUGUUGUUGUUAUAAACCGACACCAGAGAAUUUUGAAGAUGCAGAAGAACUUGAAAUAGCAUGGAAAUUGGAUACUGGGUAUGAACGAUUAACACAAAAUUUACCAACUCGUGUGGGUAUAAAAGAAUUUAAACGUAUCAUGACUAAAGAUGAAAACAAACCAACAACAUUUACACUACACAAUAGGCCACAAAUUAUCUACUACAACCUUUAUUGCAGUAACUUAAGGGACCUAUUACAAUAUAUGAGCCUUAUUGGUUCAUUUGAAAGAAUUCAAAUAUUAAAAGAAAAUGCUAGUGUACUUUUAGACGAAUCAAUUAUUCAACACAUGCUAGCCCUAAUGCUAAAGACAGACCUAGAUGCACCUUUAGAUCCUUUAUGGGCUAUGUUUAUGUAUGCUAUUUAUAUAAGAGACCGAAGGUAUUAUUUAGAAGGUGACUUGGUCAUACAUUUUAAGGAUCUUAUACGAGUUAUAAUAGAAAUUUUAAAAUCACAUGCAAAAAAAAAUUGUGACAUAAAUAUUACAAACGAAAUAAAAAUAAAUGCAAAUGACACGUACAAAAAUGAAGAAAUAAAAAAAGUUGUGAAUGUUAUGAACAAAAGAAAUCAUAAUAAUUACUUUUUCCUGAGUGAUAUAGAGGUAGAAAAUCAUAUUUCACUUAGUAAAAUUUAUUUUAAUAAAGUUAUCCAAAAUAAUGAUAUUUUGAAAACAAUAAUAUUGGAUUAUGGAGAACAGAGUCAGAAAGUUUAUAACGUUAUCAUGGAAGAUAUUAAUACUGCAUAUAGAGAUGCAAGAAAUUAUCAUUGGUUUGAUUUAUGGAUUAUAAAAUUAGGAGAUUAUCAAGAUAAAGUUUUUGGCAUUUUUAGAAUCGUAGCUUUGUAUUUUAUAAGGAAACAUCUGUCGUAUUUAAUGUUCAAUACAGAUAACGAUAUUAUUAAGAAUAAUAAUUCCAAAAUGCACCAAUUAUUGUUAAAUAAUCAUACAUUAAAUAAUAUAUUCAAGUUUGAAGAUAAACAACAGAGCAUCGACAACAUUAUAAGAACAUUCUCUCACAAACCAAGUAAUUCUAGAUCCUAUGAUGUUAUAAAUAGUGGAAAUAUAAAUUUAAUUAAUGAACAUAUUAAAAGAAAUUAUUUUGGUGAGAAAUUUAAUAUGUUCAAAGAAGAUGACGAAAUUAAAAAAUCAUUAGAAGAUAAAUUGAAAAAUAACUUCGACAAGUUUAAAAAUUAUCUAGAUUAUUUAAAUAAUAUCUAUAUGAAUAUCGACAUUAAAAUUGUUCGAUCAUUCAUUGAGUAUUCUUCAAUAUACAUAUUUGUUGAGCCCCCAAGGGAUCGGAAAAAAGAAACAACAUAUAUUAACUAUUAAUAUGUAUUUUAAAUAUGAAAAAUUAAUUAUGUUUUCUAUUUUUUUAAUACUUAUAAAAAUUGAAUAUUGAGUUUCAAAUAAUAAAAUAAACUAUAUUCAACCAUA
Daktulosphaira vitifoliae (grape phylloxera) is the source of this 1631-nucleotide messenger RNA. RefSeq lists its product as uncharacterized. Bases 93 to 1526 code for a protein of 477 amino acids. The record is from RefSeq and is a predicted model, not a curated record. Lineage: Eukaryota; Metazoa; Arthropoda; Insecta; Hemiptera; Phylloxeridae. The transcript has 2 exons.